CUCAUUUUCGUAAUUUCAUUGCUCUAGCUAAUUACUUUUUUAAGUAACAAAAGCAGUGACUAAUAUCAUAAGAAUUAAAGAUUUAAGAAAUUGCAAUGUUUUCAAAUCUCUGUAUGAGUGAUAAUGAGCCAUUUUUAAUUUAUAGUGGUUUUCGAAGUGUAUUUUAAACAUAAAGUUCUUACUGUACAUAAUAUGUAACUCUGUAUAUUAUACAGAGUUAGUAAAUACUAGGUACCUAUAUAAUAAUAUUAUAUUUUCUCAAACAUGCAAAUAUGAUUUCCCCAUUUCUGAAACAGUGUUUUGUGGUGCUGGGGGCAGCCACGUCUCUGAUGGGUCAUGGAGCAGGGUUCGGAUACACGGCCACCCUCGUAGCACACUACACUGAUGACCAGGGGAACAAAAUGAGCAAUGAAGACCUAUCGUGGAUAGGUUCUAUUUUUGGAAUAUCAAAAAUAUGUGGAUGCGUUUUAACUCCAUUUACGAUGUCUUUGUUUGGUCGUCAAAAGACACAUCUAAUCACUGUAUUACCAAUGUUACUAAAUUGGUUAUUAUUUGUUUUUGGGAGAUCUGUUUCAAUUUUUAUCACAGCAAGACUUUUAUUUGGGCUAUCAGCUGGAAUGUACGCGUGUAUGAAUAAUAUGAUGAUAGCGGAAUACACCGACCCAGUCAAUCGAGGGGCUUUUGCGUCUGUAUCGUCGUUGGCAGUAGGCUUUGGAAUAAUAUGGAUUCAUGUUUGGGGGACUAUGGUAUCCUGGCGAGUAACUGCUGCCGUAACAACUGCCAUACCAGUAGCAACAGCAAUAAUUACCUGGUUCUCUCCAGAAACGCCUAGUUGGCUAGUCUCUAAACAAAGAUACGAAGAAGCUAGGAAGGUAUUCACCUGGCUAAGAGGUGACGGUCCAAGACAACGAAAAGAAAUAGAAGACUUGAUCGAAAGCGAUAAGUUGAAAAAUGAAACGUCUACUAAUUUAUCGAAAACUGAAUCUAAAACGUUCUUAACAAAACUGAAGAUGAUCAAAAAAAAUGUGCUAAUUAGAGAAUUUUAUCAACCUAUUUUUAUCUGUAUUCUUAUAGCUAUCAUGUUUGAAUUUAUAGGUGCUCAUUAUGUUGCAGCAUAUGGGCACGUGAUAUUAAAGUCUCUUCUUAGUAAAAAUGAUCUAAAGGAUGUAAGUUGGCAUCUUAAUUAUCUUGAUAUUCUGAAAUCUGUAGUAAACACUAUGGCUCUAUUUAUUUUGAAGAAAAUUAAAAGAAGGACUAUUCUUUUCACUAGUGUAUCAAUGUCUUUAUUCUCUCAACUAUUGCUUUCUGCUUAUGUUUACACACGGAAUGCAUAUGGGUUCGAUCAAACACGUUUGCUAGAUAUAUUUGUAAUGACUUUGAUGACAUUGUAUAUAGUUUCAUUUAAUUUAGGAUUAUCUCCACUUGUUUAUGUGUUUUUUGGCGAAAUGAUACCUUUACAACAUAGAGGAAUAGGUUCUGCCAUAGUUACAUUUAGUUUAAGCUCACUUUCAUUUACUGUGUUAAAAACAUGCCCGCAAAUUUAUUCCUCAAUGGGAGUUGAAGGAUCAUUUUUAGUGUUUUCAGUCAUCAUUUCAGUUUGUUUGGUUAUUCUUUAUUACAUAUUGCCAGAAACAAAAGACCGUACUUUAUUAGAUAUAGAAAGCGAAUUUAAAAAUAAACCAAAAGAUGGGAAACCAGUACAAGAAGUGGAAGUUAGACUUAUGGUUACAAAACAUGAUGACGUGACUGGUGAUAACAAAGCAUAAUUAUUUACUGUUGCUUACGACAUAAAAAAUUAACAUUGAAGCACACAACAAAUUGUAUGAUAAAAAAGUACUUAUAUUAAUUGAACCAUAAAUAAUAAAAAUAUAUUAUGAAAUUUAAUAUUCUUGUCAAGAUUACACUCAACAAAAACAUUACAUAAUUAUUAUGAUAUCGGUGUAGGUAAAAGUAAUGUACCUAAUUGCAAAUACAAUAUUCUUUACAUAUUCUCUCAUAAGUGUCAUUAGUUAACCGGUUAAUUCACGUGUAAUCGUCACAUUCAACAGCUGAUUAAAUAUUUACUUCAUAAUUUAUUAAUAUAUUUUAUAAUUAAGUAUUAUAUUGUAAGUACCUAUACAUAUACUCGCGAGCUAUGAAAAACUUCCAAUGACAGGUUUUAAUUGCUUUUGAGUGUAUACUUUGCUCCAUAUUGUUUAAAACUUCUGCCUACUGUAAUGA
This is a messenger RNA of Plutella xylostella (diamondback moth), 2220 nucleotides long. Its product is annotated as facilitated trehalose transporter Tret1. The record is from RefSeq and is a predicted model, not a curated record. NCBI's taxonomy places the organism in Eukaryota, Metazoa, Arthropoda, Insecta, Lepidoptera, Plutellidae. Gene Ontology annotation, biological process: transmembrane transport. Gene Ontology annotation, cellular component: membrane. Gene Ontology annotation, molecular function: transmembrane transporter activity.